AUGGAACAAACGGUUCAGGAGAAUGCGGGUGAGAACGAAGGAAACAAUGCUAAUGCUAAUAAUGAUGCUAGGGACGCAAAAUGGUGGUGUUCGACUUUCCACAAUGUGACUGCCAUGGUUGGCGCUGGAGUCCUUGGCUUGCCAUUUGCUAUAUCCCAGCUUGGAUGGAUUCCAGGUGUAACAGCAAUCAUGUUGUCAUGGCUUGUGACAUUCUAUACACUGUGGCAACUGGUGGAGAUGCAUGAAAUGGUUGCGGGGAAGAGAUUUGAUCGAUACUAUGAAUUGGGAGAGCACAUGCUUGGGCCUAAGCUGGGAUUCUGGUUGGUGAUGGUGCAACAGCUGACCGUACAGAUUGCGUCCACCAUCGUGUAUUGCGUGACCGGCGGCAAGUCACUGAAGAAGUUCUUCGAUCUCUUGAUUCCCGGCUGGAGUGGCGUCCGUCAGACAUUCUACAUCCUCUUCUUUAUCUUCCUCCAGUUUCUGCUCUCACAGACUCCUAACUUCAAUAAGCUUAAACUAGUUUCCAUGCUCGCUGCCCUCAUGUCUGUCUGUUACUCGACGGUAGCAGUGGUGACGUCAAUAGUAAUAGGGGUGCAUCAUCAUCCUAGUCAUUAUGGAGUUCGAUCUCACACCGUUGCGGGAAUGACAUUUGAUGUGUUCACAGCGCUUGGGACCAUAGCAUUUGCGUUUGCGGGGCACAGCGUGGUGUUAGAGAUCCAGGCGACGCUGCCGUCAACGGAGGAAGUACCGUCGAAGAAACCAAUGUGGCGAGGCGUGGUGUCUGCAUACUUGAUAGUUAUUCUGUGCUAUAUGGCAGUAGCAGUGUCUGGGUAUUGGGCCUUCGGAAGUGCCGUUGAAGACGAUGUCCUCAUCUCACUUGAGCACCCCGCCUGGGUCAUUGCCAUUGCUAAUUUAAUGGUCUUCGUUCAUGUCAUAGGCAGCUUCCAGGUUUUUGCUAUGCCUGUUUUUGAUACCAUUGAGUCGCUCCUCGUACGAAAGUACAACUUCGCUCGCUCCAGGACUCUUCGCCUCGUUUCUCGAAGCCUUUUCGUCGCUCUUGUGGGGUUUAUUGCCUUAUGUGUUCCAUUUUUUGGAGGAUUGUUAGGCUUCUUUGGAGGACUCGCAUUUACAUCAACAUCAUAUAUUAUUCCGGGUUUAUUGUGGCUUGCUGCCCCAAAACCAAAGCACUAUAGCAAGGUCCAUUCUUAUGCAUCACUGGCUUGCGUUACUAUUGGUCUUUUCAUAGCAAUUACUGCACCCAUCGGAGGAGUGCGAACAAUCAUUCUUUCCAUAAAGACGUAUAAAUUUUUCUCCUAA
This is a messenger RNA of Arachis ipaensis, 1317 nucleotides long. RefSeq names its product lysine histidine transporter-like 5. NCBI's taxonomy places the organism in Eukaryota, Viridiplantae, Streptophyta, Magnoliopsida, Fabales, Fabaceae. The record is from RefSeq and is a predicted model, not a curated record.